AUCUGUAAGCCAUAAGAACUCGGGAGAAUUGGAGAUUCAGGGUUCGUAUUUUAUUUUCGAAGUGAUAUUCAGAGUAGGUAUUCUCGGCGUCACUGCACCGAUCGGUUCGAAUAGUGAAGUAUCGCAUUGUUCGUCCAAUUAAAGAUCAAGGUAGCGCACUGUGAUUUGGUCGAUCACCGGGUUGGCCGUUGUUCAUCUGUGUAAAUUCUUGCGCACGGCGAUUCUUUGGCUUGGUUUCGUUGGCUGCUCGGAAAAUUGGCUCCCAGGUAGCCCGAUGGAGUGCGCCGACUUCUUGAUCGCCGCGGGGAGGUCGACGUCGUCGGGGUCUCCGCGGUGGCGCCCAGCGAAGCAGUGGCGGAAGGCAAUGAACGUCAUCCGGACGUGCCACAGGCUGGCCCGCCUCCUCACGGCCAGCAUCAUGAGCCGAACCGGCUCCUAUGUCGCUAUCAAGAUCCAUGCCGACGACGGUUCUGAGUCCGACGCCGCUGGCACGUCCGAUUCCGCCGCCGCCGCCUCGGAAUUGUCCAUCGUGGCCCACGACGAGAAAUUCAAGGGCCUGGUCAAGGAAAAGCGCCAUGACUGCUUCCGACGUCUCGGCGGCGGCGCCUGGAUUGCCGCGGCCCUGGCAUCGGACGCGGAGGGCGGCAUCAGCGGGGACGAGCGCGACCUGCGGCGCCGCCGGGAGGCGUUCGGCGAGAACACGUUCCCUAGGCGGAAGCCCAAGAGCUUCUGGAGCCAUGUCUGGGAUGCCCUCAGCGACGUCUUCCUCAUCGUGCUCCUCGUCUGCGCGGGGGUCUCCCUCGGCUUCGGCAUCAAGGAGCACGGCCUGAAGGACGGGUGGUACGACGGCGUCAGCAUUUUCCUCGCCGUGUUCCUCGUCGCGGCGGUGUCCGCGGUCAGCAACCAUGGCCAAGCCAAGCGGUUCGACAGGCUGGCCGGCGAGUCGGACAACAUCUCCGUCACUGUCGUACGCGGCGCGCGCAGGCAGGAGGUCUCCAUAUUCGACCUCGUCGUGGGCGACGUGGUUGUACUGAAGAUCGGCGACGUCGUGCCGGCGGACGGCGUGUUCUUGGAGGGGCACGCGCUGCAGGUGGACGAGUCUAGCAUGACCGGGGAGCCCCACCCGGUGGACGUCGACGCCGAGAAGAGCCCCUUCCUCGCCUCCGGCGCCAAGAUCAUCGACGGCUACGGCCGGAUGCUCGUCACGGCUGUCGGCAUGGACACCGCGUGGGGCGAGAUGAUGAGCAGCAUCACGCGGGAGAACACCGAACCAACGCCGCUGCAGGAGCGCCUUGAGGGCCUCACUUCCAGCAUCGGCAAGGUCGGCAUCGCCGUUGCGGUGCUCGUCUUCGCCGUGCUCACCGCGCGCCACUUCACCGGCAGCACCAGGGACGACCAGGGCAAACCUCUGUUCGACAAGCAGCGCGUCACCUUCAACGCCGUGUUCAGCGCGCUCGUUGGGAUCUUCCAGCAGGCCGUCACCAUCAUCGUCGUCGCCAUCCCCGAGGGCCUCCCGCUCGCGGUGACGCUGACGCUCGCCUUCUCAAUGAAGCGGAUGGUCAAGGAGCACGCCCUGGUGCGCCGGCUCUCGGCGUGCGAGACCAUGGGCUCCGUCACUGCCAUCUGCACCGACAAGACAGGGACGCUUACGCUGAACCAGAUGAAGGUGACCGAGUUCUGGGUCGGCACCGAUCGGCUGAGGGCGGCGGCCGCGGUUGACGGCGGCGUCGUCAGCUUGUUGUCCCAGGGAGCAGGGUUGAACACCACCGGAAGCGUGUACAAGCCGGACAACGUCUCGCCGCCGGAGAUAACCGGCAGCCCGACGGAGAAGGCCCUGCUGUCGUGGGCCGUGGCGGAGCUCCGCAUGGACGCCGACGCAUUGAAGAGGAGCUGCAAGGUGGUGCACGUCGAGGCGUUCAAUUCCGACAAGAAGCGCAGCGGCGUGCUGAUCAGGGAGAACGCGACCGGAGCGGUGCUAGCGCACUGGAAAGGCGCCGCGGAGAUGAUCUUGCAGAACUGCUCAACGUACGUCGGUGCUGACGGCGCGGCGCGCGAACUCGGUGUGGAGCAGAGGAGAAACCUUGAGAAGGUCAUCAGCGACAUGGCGGCAGGUAGCCUCCGGUGCAUUGCCUUCGCCUACAAGCAGGUCGACGGCGAGCACUCAAAGAUCGACGACGAGGGGCUGACAUUGCUGGGCUUUGUCGGCUUGAAAGACCCGUGCCGACCAGAGGUCAGGGCCGCCAUUGAGGCAUGCACGAAUGCGGGCGUCGUAGUCAAAAUGGUCACCGGUGACAACGUCCUCACGGCCCGCGCCAUUGCCCAGGAGUGCGGCAUCAUCUCCAGAAACGACCCCGAGGGUAUCGUCAUCGAGGGGCACGAGUUCCGCGCCAUGCCGUCGGAUCAGCAGCUCGAGAUCGUGGACCGCAUCCGCGUGAUGGCGCGGUCGCUGCCCAUGGACAAGCUGAUGCUUGUGCAGCGGCUGAAGCAGAAGGGCCACGUGGUCGCAGUCACCGGCGAUGGCACAAACGACGCGCCGGCGCUCAAGGAGGCCGACGUCGGCCUGUCCAUGGGCGUCCAGGGCACCGAGGUCGCCAAGGAGAGCUCCGACAUCGUCAUCCUCAACGACAACUUCGACACGGUGGUGACGGCCACCCUCUGGGGCCGCUGCGUGUACAACAACAUCCAGAAGUUCAUCCAGUUCCAGCUCACCGUCAACGUCGCCGCGCUCGUCAUCAACUUCGUGUCCGCGGUGACCACGGGCAAGAUGCCGCUGACGACCGUGCAGCUGCUGUGGGUGAACCUGAUCAUGGACACCAUGGGCGCGCUGGCGCUGGCGACGGACACGCCCACCAAGACGCUCAUGCGUCGCCCACCCAUCGGCCGCACGGCGCCGCUCAUCAGCAACGCCAUGUGGCGCAACCUCGCCGCGCAGGCCGCGUUCCAGGUGGCCGUGCUGCUGGCGCUGCAGUACCGCGGCCGCGCCAUCUUCGGAGUCAGCGAGAAGGCCAACGGCACCAUGAUCUUCAACGCGUUCGUGCUCUGCCAGGUGUUCAACGAGUUCAACGCGCGGGAGAUAGAGCGGAGGAACGUCUUCGCCGGCGUGCUCCGGAACAAGAUGUUCCUGGGCAUCAUCGCCGUGACGCUCGCCAUGCAGGUGGUGAUGGUGGAGGUGCUGACGAGAUUUGCUGGCACGGAGAGGCUCGGCUGGGCGCAGUGGGGCGCCUGUGUCGCCAUUGCCGCCAUGUCGUGGCCUAUUGGAUGGGCUGCCAAAUUCAUCCCCGUGCCGGACCGGCCGCUUCAUGAGAUCCUGGCAAGGCGGAAAUUCUUCUAGGUAUCCGGAGGAUGGCACAUCAACAAAUUAAAAAUAAUGUUUCUUCAUAUUAGGUAUAACUUAAUCAUUCUUUGACUUGUUAUUUGUUACAGUUUAGCUAUGUACUUGCACCUCUUGGUUUUAUCAGUGUUCAUCAGAUCA
Molecule: messenger RNA, 3472 nt
Organism: Phragmites australis (common reed)
Lineage: Eukaryota; Viridiplantae; Streptophyta; Magnoliopsida; Poales; Poaceae
Product: calcium-transporting ATPase 7, plasma membrane-type-like
Exons: 1
Coding region: 275-3331 (1018 amino acids)
Biological process (GO): calcium ion transmembrane transport
Cellular component (GO): intracellular membrane-bounded organelle; membrane
Molecular function (GO): ATP hydrolysis activity; ATP binding; P-type calcium transporter activity
Source: RefSeq, a predicted model, not a curated record